AAAAGGAAAAAACGCCGAUGUGCCACGCCAGAAAGUUACACUGUAUUUGAGCUGGAGGGUGAACUGCACCAGAAAACGCCGGCUUUUUUUCCGGGGGAACGCAAAAUCACACACACUCACACGCACUGAACACCCGCUGCUGCACCAACAAAAAAAAAAGUUCCCGGGACAAGCAGGGACAAGGGGACAGUGCCUGUCCUCCCUAUACCGAUCGGUUCGUGCCGCCUCUCCGACUGUACACGGCUCUGUGUGUGGCCGCUGUGUGUGUUUUGGCCCGCCGCGAUUAUUGACCGAGUCGCCCGGAGGGGGAGGUCACGAAAUGCCACUAUCAACUACGGGGCUUUGAUGGGCAACAAUAGUAGUAGCAGCAGCAGCAGCAACAACAGAGGCGACAGCAAGCGAAAUCGAGUGGCCGGAAAAUAGAAAAAAACAACAGCUUCCCGAGGCCGGCAUCGUCACCGAGCGGGCUUCCCGAGCCGGAACGUCUAGUCAUCAAACGGGCGAAACCGUAUCGUUAGGGGGAAGCGAAGCGGAAGCGAACGACCGGGCACCAAAGCCGCACUACCGGGCCGGCCGGCGAAUCGCGCAAGCAAGUGGUGCAGCCGAACAAGACUGGCCAGCUUCGCGAUGGAUCAAGUGACGAAACUACGCAUGAACCUGGAGAAGCAGGAAAGCCUCAUCAAGCUGGGCAUCCUGACGACAGCGGCUAUUCUGUCCUUCUCCACGCGCCUGUUCUCCGUCCUGCGGUUCGAGAGCGUCAUCCACGAGUUCGAUCCGUACUUUAACUACCGCACCACGAAGCAUCUGGCCGAGCAGGGCUUCUACAACUUCCACAACUGGUUCGACGAUCGCGCCUGGUACCCGCUCGGGCGCAUCAUCGGCGGCACCAUCUACCCGGGGCUGAUGGUGACGUCCGCCGUCCUGUACCGGCUGAUGUGGCUCGCCAACAUCACGGUCGACAUCCGGAACGUGUGCGUCUUUCUCGCGCCGUUCUUCUCCUCCCUCACCACGAUCGUGACGUACCUGCUGACGAAGGAGAUACACAGCAGCGGGGCCGGGCUGGUGGCCGGCGCCAUGAUCUCGAUCGUGCCGGGGUACAUCUCCCGGUCGGUCGCCGGCUCGUACGAUAACGAGGGCAUCGCGAUCUUCUGCAUGCUGCUGACGUACUACACCUGGAUCAAGGCGGUCAAGACCGGCGCGAUCCUGUGGGCGACGCUGGCCGCCCUCGCCUACUUCUACAUGGUGUCGUCCUGGGGCGGGUACGUGUUUCUCAUCAACCUGAUCCCGCUGCACGUGCUCGCGCUGAUGGCGACCGGGCGCUUCACGCACCGCGUCUACAUCGCGUACAGCACGCUCUACACGAUCGGCACCAUCCUGUCGAUGCAGAUCUCGUUCGUCGGCUUCCAGCCGGUCCAGAGCUCGGAGCACAUGCUGGCGUUCGGCGUGUUCGGGCUGUGCCAGCUGCACGCGUUCGUCGACUACGUGCGGUCGGCCGUGCCGAAGGAGCACUUCGACACGCUGUUCCAGGCGCUGAUCGUGACGAUCGCGUCGGUCGCGGCGCUGACCGGGCUCGCCCUCACCGUCACCGGGAAGAUAUCGCCCUGGACCGGGCGCUUCUACUCGCUGCUCGAUCCGUCCUACGCGAAGAACCACAUCCCGAUCAUUGCCUCCGUGUCCGAGCAUCAGCCGACGUCCUGGUCGUCCUUCUACUUCGAUCUGCAGAUACUGGUGUUCCUCUUUCCCGCCGGGCUCUACUUUUGCUUCUCCAAGCUGUCCGACGCGAACAUCUUCAUCAUCCUGUACGGCGUGACCAGCAUCUACUUUGCCGGCGUGAUGGUGCGCCUGAUGCUGGUGCUGGCCCCCGUCAUGUGCAUCCUGUCCGGCAUUGCCAUCUCGCACCUGCUGACCAAGUACAUCCGCAACAUGGAGGUGGGCGGGCCUGGGCUGGCGCCCGUGCCCGAGAACAGCAGCAACCGCAAGGCGAAGGCCCGGUACGAGCAGCAAUCGUCCGUGAAGAACGAGGUCGCGAUCGGGUUCGUGCUGCUGGUCACCUUCCUGCUCGUCACCUACACGUUCCACUGCACUUGGGUCACGUCAGAGGCGUACAGCUCGCCCAGCAUCGUGCUCAGUGCGCGGUCGCAGGACGGCGGCCGGAUCAUUUUCGACGACUUCCGCGAGGCGUACUACUGGCUGAAGAUGAACACUCCCGAGGAUGCACGUGUAAUGUCCUGGUGGGAUUAUGGCUACCAAAUCACGGCAAUGGCCAACCGUACGAUACUGGUGGACAACAACACCUGGAACAAUACGCACAUUUCGCGCGUCGGCCAAGCGAUGGCAUCGACCGAGGAGAAGGCGUACGAAAUCAUGAAGGAGCUGGACGUCGACUACGUGCUGGUCAUAUUCGGUGGGCUGACGGGCUACUCGUCUGAUGACAUCAACAAGUUCCUGUGGAUGGUGCGCAUCGGCGGCAGCACGGACCGGGGCGCCCACAUCAAGGAGAUGGACUAUUACGCGCCGAGCGGGGACUUCCGGAUCGACAAGGAGGGUUCGCCGGUGCUGCUCAACUGUCUGAUGUACAAGAUGUGCUACUACCGGUUCGGGCAGGUCUACACCGAGGGUGGCAAAGCGCCCGGGUACGACCGGGUCCGGGGUGCCGAGAUCGGCAACAAGGACUUUGAGCUGGAUGUGCUCGAGGAGGCGUACACGACCGAACACUGGCUGGUGCGAAUCUACAAGGUGAAGGAUCUCAGCAACCGUGGUGUCUAAUUGGCUGCAACAACAGCAACAACCCUUCGCUUUAUGUCGAUUUGCUCGAGUCGGGUUGCGUAGUCAUACAACUCCCCCUACUUAACAUUACUUCUUCUUCUUCUCUCUAUUAACGAUCGGAUUGCAUCCCAGCCGUAAGUUGAAUAUGUUUCCCUACAAAAGCAUACACCCACCCCACACAACACCUCAUUUACGACCGCUGCCUUAAACGAUGCAAACAAACAAACAAACAAAACACACACACACACACACACACACAGGGGACAGUUUAUUGAAUUGAAGGAUUCUAUUUUGUUAAUUCUGUAUUGUAAGAAUUUUCCUUUUUUUUCUAUGGUUUAUUGCAACACUCCGGCAGUUGAUAUUGUACGCGAGAUUGAAUGCAUUUAUUAGUUUUGAUCAUGAUCAUACCAGUGGUUUAGGGCCUCCCUCCCGGAAAUUAGGGCCAACGCACCGCACACGCCCACGGUUCGACGUGUGGCCAAUGGAAUUAGUCUGCGCGACCGUUUGAAACGCACAACGCGAUUUGGCCGCCCAUCCCGGUCAGUAGAGCACAGUGUUACCCCACUCAAAUAAGGACUCGGCAUUAACAGGGAGUUUUUUUUGCUUUAGUUUAAUUAGGACACCAUUCCACAAAACACAUACACACACAUACAGACGAAAAAAAAAACCAUCCACAAACAGAGCAAGAACAAAGCACGAGAGCAAUAGG
Anopheles merus is the source of this 3475-nucleotide messenger RNA. RefSeq names its product dolichyl-diphosphooligosaccharide--protein glycosyltransferase subunit STT3A (gene Stt3A). Bases 628 to 2766 code for a protein of 712 amino acids. Gene Ontology annotation, biological process: post-translational protein modification. The record is from RefSeq and is a predicted model, not a curated record. Gene Ontology annotation, molecular function: dolichyl-diphosphooligosaccharide-protein glycotransferase activity. Lineage: Eukaryota; Metazoa; Arthropoda; Insecta; Diptera; Culicidae. Gene Ontology annotation, cellular component: membrane. The transcript has 4 exons.